Molecule: messenger RNA, 987 nt
Organism: Penicillium soppii
Lineage: Eukaryota; Fungi; Ascomycota; Eurotiomycetes; Eurotiales; Aspergillaceae
Exons: 5
Coding region: 1-987 (328 amino acids)
Cellular component (GO): cytoplasm
Source: RefSeq, a predicted model, not a curated record
AUGGUCCAAACACUUCCCUUUGGCAGCAUCCAGGUCCCAACCCCCGGCUUCGGCGCAAUGGGCCUAAGCUUCGGUCUCGGUUCUAACCUGAGCCUCGAACAAGCCGAGCCAGUUCUACUGAAGGCAAUUGAACUCGGCUGUACAUUCUGGGAUACCGCUGUUGUCUACCAAGCCGGCGUGAACGAAAAGCUUCUUGGAGAUUUUAUCAGAAAGCACAAUGUCCGCGACAAGGUGUUCAUUGCUUCCAAGUGUGGCUUCGACGUCUUCGGAGGAGCCGGCAAGGUCACAAACUCCGCUUCGCACAUCAAGGAGUAUAUCGACGGCACCAUUGAAAGACUUGGCUUCGCUCCUGACUUGUACUAUCUGCAUCGCAUUGACCCUAACACUCCUCUUACCGAAUCUAUCCCGGCUCUGGAUGAGAUCCGCAAGGCCGGAAAAACAAAAUACAUUGGACUCUCGGAAUGCUCGGCUGCCACACUCCGCAAGGCCAACUCCAUUGCCAAGAUCGACGCCGUGCAGGCCGAGUACUCUGCCUUCGAGACUGUGCAUGAAACAGACGGCCUGAUCGAGACCGCCAAGGAGCUCGGCGUCGCCUACGUCGCAUACAGUCCCCUAGGACACGGUUGGCUCGUCGAUAACUUCGACUACAACUCGCCUGACGACUUUGCUCCUGAUGACUUCCGCCGCAAUUCUCCGAAAUUCCAAGGAGACAACUUUUAUAAGAACAAGGAGAUCGUGGAAGCUAUUAAGAAGCUUGCUGCUCGCAAGGGCUGCAAGAUCAGUCAGAUUGCACUUGCUUGGGUUGCUGCCCAGGGAAUGAUUGCUAUUCCGGGAACUACUAAGGCGACUCGUCUGGAAGAAAACUGGGCUUCCCGCGAUAUUGAAUUGAGUGAGGAGGAGAAGAAAGCAAUGCGUGAGAUUAUCGAUGCUGCUAAGCCGCAUGGAAAUAGGUACGGUGCUGUGCAUCAGGCUAUGGUUGGCCACUAG